GCAACAUCUGUAGAGGGACAUGGAUAUCAGUAAGAAAGAUUAUAUAAUUUUGAUGGAGAUUUCUUACCAUGAACGAUAUCCUUUGCAUUGUAUAUCAGUCUCCGGUAAGAAAGCUCAAUCAUAAUUAUAAUACCUAACUUACUGAUACGGCUGAUAAUGUACGCCUGCUCACAGUUAUAACCCCGGACAGGAUGCGCUCCUGGGAUUCAGUCUUUCGGUAACGAAAGAUGAAUGUUUUUGUGCUCCCCGUCCCAGAAAGCACUGCUCCGACCGCACUCCGCCCUGACAUUUCUGCUACCAAAUUCAAUUCCAGAUUUGAUUUGGAGACAUCUCAUCACUAUGAAGAGGAGGCCGCAGAUGGCAUUGGUUCACAUGGUGUCCCUUACAUUCCUGAAGAAGCCUGACUUGCAGUGCAGAUUUCAAACUACUCAACGACCAACUGCUCCUCUUGGUUCCCGAAUUUUAACUGAUCCGAGCAGAGUGUUUGAACACAAUAUGUGGGAUCACAUCCAGUGGACUCCAGAGCAGGAAGAUCUUGCUAGACAGAAAGCUGAAGAAAAUUCUAGUGUUAAACUCUCAAUGGAAGAACAAGUCAGAUUUGAUAAAGAUGCUAAUCGUUACUGGGAUGAAUUCUACAAAGCUCAUCAAAACAAAUUCUUCAAAGAUCGCAGAUGGUUGUUCAUGGAAUUUCCUGAGCUCCUACCACAGAAAACACACAAAUAUAAUGAAAUUGACCUUGAAUCAAAAAGUACUUCCAUAUUAUGUUCACAUGUUUCCUUGCAAACACAAACAAAAUUGGAUGGUAUUAUCAGAAUGCAUGCUACACCAUUUGAAACUCCACAGAUAGCUGAUUCUGUGGAGAGAACAAGAACCAAUGAAGGCAUGAAAUUGGAUGAUAAAAAACAAGACCAGCAAUGGACAGACAGACUAAAGGAUCAAGGAUAUUUUCCUGGUACUGAUUUCACAUUCAAGAUUUUUGAGGUUGGAUGUGGUGCUGGAAACAGUGUUUUUCCUAUCCUGAGUAAAAUUUGUGAUACCAGUACCUUUCUUUAUUGCUGUGAUUUUUCAGCUUGUGCAGUGGAUCUGGUGAUGUCUCACCCUUUGUACAAUGCAUCCAAAUGUUAUGCCUUUGUUCAUGAUCUGUGUGAUGAAGCAAGCUCCACCUACCCAUUUCCAGAUGGAAGUAUUGAUGUCAUUCUCCUUGUGUUUGUGCUUUCUUCUAUUCAUCCAGAAAGGAUGCAGAUGGUAAUAAAUAGAUUGAGCAAGUUACUCAAACCUGGAGGAAUGAUACUAUUUCGGGAUUAUGGUAGAUAUGAUAUGUCUCAGCUUAGAUUUAAAAAAGAAGGGUCUCGACCGGAAACGUUGACAGUGCUUCUUCCUAUAGAUGCUGCCUGGCCUGCUGUGUUCUACCAGCAUUUUGUGUGGUUGCCUGAAUUUCCAGCAUCUGCAGAUUUCCUUGUGUUUGCGCGAACAGAUUCUGUUAUUGCUUGCCUUAGACCAUGCCGCUGUUUGUUUGGGAAUUUUUAUGUCCGAGGAGAUGGUACUCGUGUUUACUUCUUUUCUAAAGAAGAAAUUGCACAUAUAUUCAUCUCAGCAGGUUUGAAGGAAGUUCAAAAUUUAAUGGAUCGACGACUCCAAGUUAACCGCAAAAAGAAAAUUGCAAUGCAUCGUGUCUGGGUGCAAUGUAAAUACCAAAAACCCUUCACAGCAAAUUUAAAUUAAGAUUGAAGAAAACUAGUAGAUUUCCUAAAAGGGUAUACAGAGUGCCACAGUAGCAUAGCAGUUAGCGCUAUGCUAUCACAGCUCGGGGAGUCAGAGUUCUGCCUUCACUUCCGGUGUCCUCUGUAAGCAAAUUCAUACAUUCCUUCCCCUGAGCACAUUGGUUUCCUCCGGGUGCUCCGGUUUCCAUUUGCAGUCCAAAGACGUACCAGUUAAUUGGUCAUUGUAAAUUUCCAGUAACUUAGGCUAGGGUUAAAUCAGGGGGUUGCUGGGCAGAGCAGCUUGAAGGCCUGGAAGGGCCUAUUCUGCGCUGUAUCUAUAAAUAAAAUAUUACUCCCAUUUCACCAUGCGUUACUUCUUUUCGUCUUUUCUCUGUGUAGUUUAACCAAUAUGUUCCACCUUUGAUACAAAUAUUUACAAUUUGUUCUUGCCUGACUUUAUGAUGUGUAUUUCUGUUUCAGUUUUGUAUUCAAAAAGUACAUGAUCAUGCUGAAUUUUCAAAGCUGUUAAUAAUGUUGCAUCACUCCUGUAAUAUGAUGGAAACAGGACAAGUGUUAUAUUUAAAUACUCUUAUUAAUUUAUGACAAGAGAACAGCAUUACCAAAAAAAUGCAUAUCAGUAUCCAAACAGUUUAUAACGGUAGUCCCAGUAGAAGCUUUCUCCAGGAACUGUUUAAAAACUAUGCCAUUGAAGCACUGAAAUUGAAACACUGAUUAAUCUACUAUUAAUUUUCACCCACUGUGUCCUGAGCUUUGUCAAUCAGUGUCCGGUGUAUUUUUUUUCCCAAACAUUCUGCUUUGUUCAAUGAAAGCAAUAGUUCUGAAACUAUUUUCUCUCCACUGUGUUACAUUACAUAAUUAUUAAAUUAAAAGGCUGGUAACUUUCCUCACAAAACAAAGCCCUUGUGGUGCCUUUGUUUGCCCUUUCGUAUAAUGCAGCAUUUGCAACUCAAUGACAUCUAAAAUCGUCUUGAAUGAUGCUGGAUUUUGUCCUAACACUCUACCAAGCAUUAAGCACUUUAUCUGUGGAGAAUUUUCUCCAAAUUUACGACUAAGUUCAAUAAACUUCAGUAUUCUUGUCCUAUAGCUGUGUUUUAACUUAAAAU
Messenger RNA from Hypanus sabinus (Atlantic stingray), 2824 nucleotides. It is a transcript of the gene mettl8, whose product is annotated as methyltransferase 8, methylcytidine. Lineage: Eukaryota; Metazoa; Chordata; Chondrichthyes; Myliobatiformes; Dasyatidae. Gene Ontology annotation, molecular function: tRNA (cytidine-N3)-methyltransferase activity. The record is from RefSeq and is a predicted model, not a curated record. The transcript is spliced from 11 exons. The coding region runs from base 232 to 1722 and encodes 496 amino acids.